AUGCGUUUCUCAAUUGCUGUCGCAGCGAUCCUAGGCGGCCUUCAGGCUGCUUCUGCGCUCAAGCUUUCGCCCAGAAAUGCGGUGGAGAGGGAAGAGCAGGUGCAAGCUGCACGGACGCGUCGCAGCCUGACCAAGCGCGAAGACACCGAUCCCACGUUGCUAUACCCGGAGUACAACAUCUCUGUGCCAGUCGACUUCUUCCACAACGAGACACGGUACGAGCCUCAUAGCAACGGUUCUUUCAACUUGAGGUACUGGUUCGACGACACGUACUACAAGCCUGGCGGACCGGUCUUUGUACUUCUUGGCGGAGAAACCGAUGGAGAGGGUCGUCUCACCUUCCUCCAGAAGGGAAUUGUCCACCAGGUCAUCAAGGCUACCAACGGUCUCGGUGUCAUUCUUGAGCACCGUUACUAUGGCAAAUCUUUCCCGGUUCCCGAUCUGACGACACCGAACAUGCGAUUCUUGUCGACUGAGCAAGCGCUUGCUGAGGUUGAUUACUUCGCUAGGAAUGUGAAGUUCGAAGGCAUUGACGCGGACCUGACUGCGCCGAACACCCCAUGGGUCGUUUACGGCGGUUCAUACGCUGGUGCCCAGGCCGCAUUCUUGCGAGUUGUAUACCCAGAGACUUUCUGGGGCGCAAUCUCUUCUUCUGGUGUAACUGUUGCGAUCUACGACUACUGGCAGUACUUUGAGCCAGCUAGGCUAUACGGUCCUCCAGACUGCAUGAAGAACACGCAACUCCUAAUUGACGUUGUUGAUGGCAUUCUUAUCCGCCAGAACGACACCUCCAAGGUUCAGGCACUCAAGGAUGUCUUUGGCAUGGGCGGUGUUACUGACAACCGUGAUUUCGCUGGCCAGAUUACUGGUGUCUACGGCCUGCAAAGCACCAACUGGGAUCCUGAGGAGAACUCGCCCUCUUGGUUCAACUACUGCCAGAACAUUACCGCAGAAGAGCCCGCAGGCGAGAACCUGCGCCCAGCGGUUGCGGAACUCGUUUCGGCGGCCGGCUACACCAACGACACCGCCGUGCAGAACAUCACCCUCAACGCUAUUGCUUGGCUCAACAGCACAGCUCUCUCUGGAUGGCGCCGUUCGAAUAGGACUCAGGACUCGUACUUCACCCAGCUCAACGUUACUGCGCUCCAGCAAUACACUUCUAUCGAAGACUACGGCGCUGUGAGCUGGAGCUACCAAGUCUGCACAGAGUGGGGUUACAUCCAAACCGGAAACACACCCGCUGAUAUCAUGCCGCUCAUCUCACGUACCCUCGAUGUAGAGUACCUGACCUUCUUCUGCCGCGCACAAUUCGGCAUCAACCACCCUCCGGAGAUUGAGCGUGUCAACAAGUACGGAGGCUACGACAUCGACUACGAGCGUCUUGCCCACCUCGGAGGUAACGCGGAUCCGUGGAGGCCAGCAACCCCAUUGUGGUACCCCGAUAGCAGGAACAGCACGACGGAGCGCCCGUGGCAUCUGAUCAGCCACGGUGUGCACCACUGGGAGGAGAAUGGUAUCUUUGAGAACCAGACAACUCCUGAUCUGCCACCACCGCAGGUCGUCUAUGCGCAACAGUUCCUGAAGAACUUUGUCGUAGACUGGCUCGAGGAGUUCGAGAACCAGAAGGAACACAUGGAGCUGCGCUAA
Alternaria incomplexa is the source of this 1647-nucleotide messenger RNA. RefSeq lists its product as uncharacterized. The transcript is spliced from 3 exons. The coding region runs from base 1 to 1647 and encodes 548 amino acids. NCBI's taxonomy places the organism in Eukaryota, Fungi, Ascomycota, Dothideomycetes, Pleosporales, Pleosporaceae. Gene Ontology annotation, biological process: proteolysis. The record is from RefSeq and is a predicted model, not a curated record. Gene Ontology annotation, molecular function: serine-type exopeptidase activity; dipeptidyl-peptidase activity.